AUGGGAAAAGCCGGCCGUGUCGCGUGUAUCUUCACGCCCUAUGUGCUUACGAUCGCCUCGCUGAUCUGUAUUAUCAUGGUCGGCCUGGGCUGUACCAAGUCCAGCUCUGACACCUUGAACAAUCUUUACUUCAUGCGAAUCAACGUCCAAAAUAUCAGCAGCGAAGGAUCUCACACAGUAACCGAAGUUGAAAACAUUCUUGAACAAUACGGAAUCACGAGCGUUACCGCUCAGGACGUCUCCGAUGUCCUCGGCAAACUCCAGGAUGAUAGCACCCUAGCGGACUUCUACCAGAUCGGCCUCUGGGGCUACUGCGAUGGUGACAUCAACAACAACAAGACAAACGUGACGGAGUGCUCAAAGCCCAAGAGCGAGUUCUACUUCAACCCCUUCGCGGUCUGGGGCCUGGACUCCUCUGAUAUUGAGGGCGAGUUGCCCAGCGACUACAAAAAGGUCAUGAACAUCUACAAGACAGUCUCCAAGUGGAUGUUCAUCGCCUACAUAAUCGCCUUCAGCGUCACCGUCGCCGAGAUUGUGGUUGGGUUCUUCGCUAUCUGCAGCCGCUGGGGCAGCUGUGUCACCACUCUCUUUGCGCUCCUUGCCUUCCUCUUCACCACCGCUGCCUCGAUUACCUCGACCGUCCUCUUCUCCAUCUUCAAGUCUUCCCUGGGCACAACUCUCAAGGCCUACGGAAUUAGCCUGUCGUUGGGCAAGAAUAUGUUCGCUGCUACCUGGUUGGCCGUCGCUUUCUCCCUCGCCGCUUUGAUUUUCUGGACCUUCAGCGUUUGCUGCUGCUCCGGUCGCUCGCCGUACGGCCACCGCAACAAUGGUCCUCGCGGCAUCACUGCCGAAAAGGCCCCCUACACUUACGAGCCUCUUGGAGCUGGCCAAGUCCCCUACGGCCAACAGCAACACACCUCGUACCCACCUCCCGCUGCUCACGGCGGCGAUUACCCCAUGACCAACACCAACCAGCGAUCGAACGCGUACGAGCCCUUCCGCCACUCCUAA
This is a messenger RNA of Penicillium daleae, 1011 nucleotides long. RefSeq names its product SUR7/PalI family protein. NCBI's taxonomy places the organism in Eukaryota, Fungi, Ascomycota, Eurotiomycetes, Eurotiales, Aspergillaceae. Bases 1 to 1011 code for a protein of 336 amino acids. The record is from RefSeq and is a predicted model, not a curated record. Gene Ontology annotation, cellular component: cell cortex of cell tip; plasma membrane. The transcript has 2 exons. Gene Ontology annotation, biological process: fungal-type cell wall organization.